This is a messenger RNA of Momordica charantia (bitter melon), 1876 nucleotides long. The record is from RefSeq and is a predicted model, not a curated record. Lineage: Eukaryota; Viridiplantae; Streptophyta; Magnoliopsida; Cucurbitales; Cucurbitaceae.
CAGACCCGGCCACAGGCACGAGCACAACCACAACCACAACCACACCCACACCCACUCUUACUCCAAACAACCCAUCUCCUUCCUCCGACUCAAAACCAUUGAAAUCGUCAACAGGGGAGCCCCAUACACCACCCUCGGGUUCAUCUGGUAACACUCAAGUUGCGGUAGGUGCUGCAAUAGCUGGAGUUUUGUUAAUUAUUUUGGUUGCCGUGCUUUUUGUUUUCUCAAGGAAGAAGAAAAGACGGGGAGAUUUAUAUCCCGGCCCCUACAUGCCUCCUAACAACUUCUGUGUGAAAUCAGAUGGAAAUUACUAUCCCCAUCAACAUAUGGGCAACUCUGGUUCGCCAGAAGGCUUCUAUACUCAGGUACCGCAUACUCCUGUUGGAAACAGCUUUGGGAGUCAAAAAGGAACCGUAUACAGUGGCAGUGGAGUGGAGUCGGGGGUUAUAAGCACCGCUAAGUUCUUCUUCAGCUAUGAGGAGUUGAUGGAAAUUACGUUUGGAUUUUCGCGUCAAAACAUUCUUGGGGAAGGUGGGUUUGGAUGUGUUUUCAAGGGUUGGCUUCCAGAAGGGAAGCCAGUGGCUGUGAAGCAACUCAAGGCAGGAAGUGGACAGGGGGAGAGGGAAUUCAAGGCCGAAGUCGAGAUUAUCAGUCGUGUUCAUCAUCGACAUUUGGUGUCUUUAGUGGGCUACUGCGUCUCAGAGAAUCAUAGAUUGCUCAUCUAUGAGUUUGUUCCUAAUAUGACUCUUGAGCAUCAUCUCCAUAGUAAAGGAGUCCCUGUGUUGGAUUGGUCUAAAAGACUCAAAAUUGCUUUGGAGCUGCAAAGGGUUUGGCAUAUCUGCAUGAGGAUUGUGAGUCAUCCCAAGAUUAUCCACAGAGACAUCAAGUCAGCCAACAUUUUACUGGAUGAUGCUUUUGAGGCACAGGUUGCAGAUUUUGGACUUGCGAAACUGACGAAUGAUACACACACCCACGUAUCGACUCGUGUCAUGGGGACAUUUGGAUACAUGGCACCUGAAUACGCAUCAAGUGGGAAAUUGACAGACAGAUCAGAUGUAUUCUCGUUUGGGGUUGUGCUUCUUGAGCUUAUUACUGGUCGUAAGCCUGUUGAUCCUUCUCAACCUUUGGGGGAUGAGAGUUUGGUCGAAUGGGCUCGUCCACACCUCAUACGUGCCCUUGAAACUGGGGAGUUCGGCGAAUUGACAGAUCCACGACUUGAAAAACAUUACGUGGAAAGUGAAAUGUUCAGAAUGAUCGAAGCAGCAGCUGCCUGCGUUCGUCAUUCGGCUCCCAAACGGCCUCGCAUGGUUCAGGUGGUGAGGGCACUAGAUACUGAAAGUGACAUGUCCGACCUCUCCAAUGGUGUCAAAUUUGGCCAGAGUACCAUCUAUGAUUCUGGACAAUACAGUCAAGACAUUUCUAGAUUCAGGAGAAUGGCACUCGGUGGAGACAGCUCCGAAUUCGACGUUUAUAGUAGCGAAUACAAUUCAAGAGAAAUGACUGCAAGUCAAGAAUCAUGGAGAUACCAAGAUAACUCAAGUGGUGAACAAGAAACUCGAGCCUUUAAAGGACAAAGUAGCACACCACAAAGUCACUUCGGCAGUCGACAAUUCUAAUAUGAUGCUGAAACAAGGCGUAAAUAAUGUGUAAAGCUUCUUCCUUUUUUUCCCCAUUUUUGACUUAGUUAUUCUUAUUUUAUCAUAAACUUAUACAUCCCUCUACACUAAGGAGGUGUGAAAAAUAGUUAUAUGGAUUUUUAUAUUAAACACCAUAUGUCAUUAAUUUAAAAGAGGAUGAUGAGGGAUAUUCUACUUUUGGUAUUGCUAUGGUGGUUAUAUUAUAUGUAUUGCGUUUUUAAUUUUUGACAGUAUACUAU